CUCGAGAGCGCCCUGCCCCAUCUGCGCUGAUACUCGAGCUCCGUGCCUGUCCAUGAAACAGUAUCUGGUGCUACUAUCACAAUUACCCCAAACCCACCAAUCAUUGAGUGGGGCUCUGUCACCUUAACCUGUGAUGCUGCUGGCUUCAACAUCACCAGAGAGUGGAUGAAGGAUGAUCAUCCUUUGUCUUCUGGUGACAAUAUCAUCAUCUCUGAGGUUAAGAGAGUGCUGUCCAUAAACCCUGUGAAGAGAACAGACAGUGGAGAAUACCUGUGCACAGUCAGAAACCCUGUCAGCUCUACAAAUGCCAGUGACACUGUGAAUGUAAUCUAUGGACCUGAUGGUAUGGAAAUCAAGGGUCCAACUGAACUAGGACAGCAGUUAACAUUGACCUGCUCUGCUGACUCCAACCCCCCUGCUAGUUACACAUGGAUGCUUAAUGGAACAGAGAUACCUGGACAUUCACCUGAGUUCACUAAAGAGAAGAGUGAAUACUCUGACAGUGGGGAUUACACCUGUACAGCAACAAAUGAUGUCACUGGGAACAACACAUCUGAGGUCCAUAAACUGUCAGUAAAAGCGGAGGGCUCUCUAACUCCAGGUGGGCUGUCUACUGUUGCCAUCACUGGGAUUGUGAUUAUAGUGUUGCUGGUUCUGGAAGUGGCAGUUAGUGUUGCAGUCUAUUUCAUCAAGGAAAAGGGAAGCAAUGCUGACCCAAUGCAUCGAGGAGGCUCUCAACAAAAUGUAUAUGAGAACCCAUCACCUGUGUAUGAGAACCCAUCACCCGUGUAUGAGAACCCAUCACCCGUGUAUGAGAACCCAUCACCUGUGUAUGAGAACCCAUCACCUGUGCGUGACAACACACAACAAAAUCUAUCUCCACCUCUACCCCUGACACAGUAAGAGUUCAGGAAGAGAUCUCCAUUCAACCACCAUUCUCCAGUGAGUUCCACAAUCAACACAUAGAAAACCUGCAUGAUAACACCCAGUGUGGAUCUGUAAUGUAAUGUACAUAAUCAAUACAUUUAUGCUAUGUUUGUCUGCUUUAUUGUGUAAUUUAUGAAUGUUGAAAAGAAAACCUUGUUAAUGAAAGUAGAUAACACAUUACUGUACUGUAAUUUAAUAGAUUAGAGCAUAAUGAUAAGGGUGACCUCUGGUGGUAGGGGUGGGGACUGUACUGUAAAUAAUAAAUACAAUAAUUUUUUGUGUACUGUAUUGUCAAUUGUGGUGCCAAAAAGGCACAGAAGCUGGAUACCCAAAUAAUUUAAAUGAUGUAAAAACAGAAUGACUAAUAAAUAUUGCCUGCUCUGUUGUUAUUUGUGUCAGACCAGUGAUUACCAGCUUAUAAGA
Coregonus clupeaformis (lake whitefish) is the source of this 1350-nucleotide messenger RNA. RefSeq names its product carcinoembryonic antigen-related cell adhesion molecule 6-like. Lineage: Eukaryota; Metazoa; Chordata; Actinopteri; Salmoniformes; Salmonidae. The record is from RefSeq and is a predicted model, not a curated record. The transcript is spliced from 7 exons. The coding region runs from base 166 to 903 and encodes 245 amino acids.